AAAAAGGUAUAGAACAGGCAACCUCAACAGGCGUCCUCAUCCUAGUUGUCGAUUCCAUACUGACACCGAAACCAGGCAUAGAAGCAAUUCUACCCAAGUUGUGUCUCGCACGUCACUGAGCUGGAAAAGAACGCGAAGGCAUCUUGCAGGCUCACCAAGAUCGCACAUCAUCAUGACGCAGCUUUUCGCCAAUCUUCAUUUCUCCCCUCGCUCCUUCAGUUUCUCCUCGACCAAGGUCAGCACCAAUGUAGCCAUAGCGGGAGCUGUCUACGCUGUCUAUUUGGCAACCCACCACCUCCGCGCCUAUGCGACCCACCGGCGCCGUCUUGCUCGGAAAGAACGACGACUCGCAGAGAUGCCAGCCGGGACCGAAGUCGAGGGUGUCCUCACCGGGCCUCUGACUCAGACCACACGCAUACCCUACUAUGUUGCUGGCGUCCCGUCGAAGGAACACAACAUCGUCGUGCUCGUGGCAGGCAACGGACUCUCGGCAGAGUAUUGGCGGGCCUUGCAGCGUCACCUUGCCGCUAACGGAGUGGCCAGUGUCGCUUAUGAUCGAUUCACGACAACGCAUAACGUUAGGGAUCCGCGGGAACUCACUAUUGCUAGCCAUACAGACGAGUUCGCUGCCUUCAUGCAUUAUUUGCAGAUUGAGGGGCCGAUCCUUGCCAGCAGCCCAACUUCGUUCGUGAUCGUCGGGCACUCGAUGGGAUGUGCGGUCGUCCAAGCGUACAUCCAGCGUUUGAUCAAGCAACGCCAGACCAAACUUUCUGAAACUUCGUCCACGCCAAAAGCCAAAAUUCGUGCCGUCGUGCUCGCCGACCCGACCCCUUCGCACGCUCUCGAGGCUGAUCCGAAGGCCAAAGAAGCAUUCAGGAAGAACAUGUCACGUCUCUCUGCUGUUUUGCCUUUUGUCUCCGUCCUCGCCGAUCUGGCACUUAUCCGCCCCUUUACGGACCUCAUCCUCGUCGGUAGCGCGCUCAAACGCAGCGUUCAGCGUAAAAGUGCCACUACUCUCACACCCACGUUCUCCGAAAGUUCAACCCUCCUCAACAUGUUUGCCACCGGCUUCCUUCUCCGCAGAUUCAACCAGGAGCUCCGCACUUUGCCCACCACUAUCGCGGAGAGCGCGAGGGAAGUAGAAGCUCCAAGCCGAUGGGUCUAUGACCAUGACGAUGAUGAGAAGAGGGUCGUGAGGGAAACUAUCCUCGUUAAUGGAAAGGGCGAGAACCCGUUUGGAUGGACUUUGGAAGAGAUGGCUCAGAAGGAUAAAGAGAUUGUGGAGAGUUGGAAGGCAAAGAAGCAUCUUUUGGAUAGAUCUACGCCUCACAUGGAGUUGGUGAAUAGUGCGGUGCUUGUCCAGGCGAUCUUGGAAGUCGUUCAGUAAGCUUGCCAAUUGGUGGUGGCCGUAUGAUCUGCGCAGAGGAACUCGCCGAGACGUGGAGUUGCGACGACAGCCACUCUCGGUAGUCGUUGUUCAUAGUUGUUCUGUGCUUUGUUUUUCAAAAUCCUGAUCCAUUUGACAAUACAUUCAAGUUGUGCGCAACACUCA
This is a messenger RNA of Fimicolochytrium jonesii, 1552 nucleotides long. Its product is annotated as Alpha/Beta hydrolase protein. The transcript has a single exon. The coding region runs from base 173 to 1387 and encodes 404 amino acids. Lineage: Eukaryota; Fungi; Chytridiomycota; Chytridiomycetes; Spizellomycetales; Powellomycetaceae. The record is from RefSeq and is a predicted model, not a curated record.